AUGGGAGUAAUCCGUAAUCUACUGGAACCCGCCGCGAUUGUGGUUGUGUUUACCACUGGUACUCUGAUCAACCGUCGCAGGUAUACGAAGUUACGGGAUAUACCAUGCGUUGAGACGCCACUGCUCAAGAACGACUGCGAGGAGGAAAAGCCCCGAUCCCUCAAGGGCCGUCCCAAUAUCCAAACCCGGAUCCUCGCUCAUUUCCCAUUCUUAAUUGAGAUUUGGUACUGGCUCCUCACAUACUGGAUAUACCAGGGGCUGCGCGCAAUAUCCGCCAGGGUGAUCAGCGACGACGAGGCUGUUUUUGAGCUUGCUCAACACCAUGCGCAGCAGAUACUUGGCUUGGAGCAUGUUUUCCAUAUCGACGUUGAGCUGGCUGUGCAACAAUUUGUUCUCAAUCGCGUGCCAUGGCUGACGUCUUUCCUCGCGAGAGUAUAUUAUUCGCACAUCGUCUUAGGGGUCAUCUUCCUUGUUUAUGGAUAUACCUUCUUCCAGCGGGACCGGUAUCAAGAGGUUCGACGUACACUCGCCUUGGAGAACGUGAUCGCAUUCGCCGUCCUCACUCUUUGGAGAUGCAGUCCCCCGCGCCUCCUUCCAGAGGUGUUCGGCUUCAUUGAUGUCUUGCACAGCAAUACUGCCGGCUCGGCGUGGACGCAGAAUAAGUUCCAGCUUACUAUUGCAGCCAUGCCUUCGCUGCACUUUGGGAACUCGGUGUUGAUUGCACUCUGUUUGUUACGACAUAGCCCGCACUGGCCUAUCCGUUGCAUUGCGCCUAUCUGGCCCAUAAUGAUGGGAUUGACGAUUGUCGCUACUGCUAAUCACUUCAUUUUGGACGCGGUGGUAGGCGUAUGCGUUACCUUGACUGCGUACUGGUUUAAUCAUGUCAUGUUGGUCUUGUUGCCUGUGGAGCGGGUAUUGUUCAGGUUGCUUCGCAUUGAGAAACCUGUGCCAUGA
Messenger RNA from Aspergillus clavatus NRRL 1, 954 nucleotides. Its product is annotated as phosphatase PAP2 family protein. The transcript has 3 exons. Gene Ontology annotation, molecular function: inositol phosphoceramide synthase activity. NCBI's taxonomy places the organism in Eukaryota, Fungi, Ascomycota, Eurotiomycetes, Eurotiales, Aspergillaceae. Gene Ontology annotation, cellular component: inositol phosphoceramide synthase complex. Gene Ontology annotation, biological process: sphingolipid biosynthetic process; inositol phosphoceramide metabolic process. The record is from RefSeq and is a predicted model, not a curated record. The coding region runs from base 1 to 954 and encodes 317 amino acids.